AGCGCAUUAUCGAUCCAUCGUCGCUCUUCCGCGAGGUAUCUGGCACUGCCUGCUGCUGAACCUCCCAAGCUCAAUUUAAUCCGGGCAGCUAAUAGAUUGCCUGCUGACGCUGUCAUUCGGUGUUGUGGUAGUGCUUAAAUUCCACAAUGACGAUUGACUUCUUCCAUUGAGUCAUCACCCGAGCAACGCGGAGCCUGAUCGUGGUCCUUCCUGUCCCAACGCAUUCCCUAUAAACGCAGUAGCAUAUCUUCUCAGUAUCGGACUCGUGAUCUCUGUAACAGACGCAGCAAGCGACGAGGGAUUGUGGACGAGAGAAAAAGGAACAGGAAUUACCAAGGGCCGCACCGCAAGACGAAGGGAGAGCGCGCUCCCGACAAUAUAAUGGACAAGCUAAAGCGGCUGAAAUGCUGCGUCCGGCGUUGGUGCAAACGCCGGAGGACGGGCAAGGACGCCAAACAAGGACUCAAGGGCGCCGUCGAUAUGGAAAGCACGCAAGUGUUGGGUGAAACCAUGCCAGAAAACACCCUCCUUGGGACGCAGCGGGGCGGGCGGACGGAGAAGAUGGACGAAUACGAAACGUAUGUGCCGCGCGAUCAACUGGCGCCGCCGUUGCGUAGCGGUUUCCAGGCUCGCAAAAAGAGGUUCACAUCAACGUGCUUUAUCCGGUUACGGGUGAUAUCCUCCUGCGCAUGACUUAUCACCGCUGCUGUGUAACAUUGCAAGUACUGAAAGCACGCAAUCUGAAAGCGCCUAACAAACCCGGUUACUCCAAUCCCUACUGUAAAAUUGACGUGGU
Messenger RNA from Paramacrobiotus metropolitanus, 796 nucleotides. RefSeq lists its product as uncharacterized. The record is from RefSeq and is a predicted model, not a curated record. The transcript has 3 exons. Lineage: Eukaryota; Metazoa; Tardigrada; Eutardigrada; Parachela; Macrobiotidae. Bases 382 to 693 code for a protein of 103 amino acids.